Aureobasidium namibiae CBS 147.97 is the source of this 522-nucleotide messenger RNA. RefSeq lists its product as uncharacterized. Bases 1 to 522 code for a protein of 173 amino acids. The transcript has 3 exons. Lineage: Eukaryota; Fungi; Ascomycota; Dothideomycetes; Dothideales; Saccotheciaceae. The record is from RefSeq and is a predicted model, not a curated record.
AUGGCAAGCAUCGAAGCAGAGGGCCCUGACGUGUCGGGCGAGAUUCCUCAGGUGCCGAUCAACUUCGUCCCUGCCACCGAGGGCGAGACGUUUGCUUUGGGUCAGUUGACUAUCAGAAUCAUGGAAGAUGGUUCGAGGACAGACAACCGGAUUGGAACUGUCGAGUUGACUGUGCCCGCCAACACCCCUGGUCCACCACCACAUUGGCAUGAGAUGCAUGAUGAAACCUUCCUGGUGACAGAAGGAACCAUCAGAUUUACUUGGUACACAAGUACGGCGUCAGAACCGACCAAAACAGUCGACGCGCACGCUGGUGAUUAUGUUGUUGUGCCCAUCAGAGCACCUCACACGUUCUCCAAUCCAACGGACAAGCAAGCCAAGUUCGUCAAUACCUUUACCCCGGCCUUCUAUGUCAACUACUUCAAGCUGUUGGCGAAAUAUAUCGGUGAUGGCAAGGUCAUGACUCCAGAGGCAAACAAGAAGGCCAUGGCAUCUUACGCGACCAUACCGUUGCCAAAGUAA